AUGACCAGGGCCCUGUCUCAACCUGCAGUGAGCGUGGAGGAGGAGGAGGAGGAGGAGGAGGGAGGAAUGAGAGUCCGCCGGUCGAAGCUCGACGAGGGUUUUACCGCUGCUCCUCAGUCACAGGAGGAGAGGGAAGCUCCAGAUGAGGUCAGAUUUAAAGAAAAACCAGGAGACCUGAUCGAGAUCUCCCGGGAUGGGCCCUAUCAGCACUGGUAUUUCAUGAUGGAACCUUCCUCCUUUCCUCUUUCUUUUCCUCCCUGUCAGUUAUCUGGCUCGUCUGGGCUUCUGAGCAACAGCAACGGUAAGGUGGUGCAAGAGAAGCUUACCGACGUGGUCAGAGAUGACCAUUACCAGGUCAAGAAUCAGCUGGAUGAAAAGUACAAGGCUCGGGAUCCCUCUGUCACAGUGAAGGAGGCCUGUGCAAUGGUGGGCAGUGAGCCACAGUACAACGUUGUCACUAACAACUGUGAGCACUUUGCCAACAAGAUGCGAUACGGCGUGGCAGAGUCUCGUCAGGUGUGUAUCUAA
This is a messenger RNA of Pleuronectes platessa (European plaice), 528 nucleotides long. RefSeq names its product phospholipase A and acyltransferase 4-like. Gene Ontology annotation, cellular component: cytoplasm. Gene Ontology annotation, molecular function: A2-type glycerophospholipase activity; glycerophospholipid phospholipase A1 activity. Gene Ontology annotation, biological process: N-acylphosphatidylethanolamine metabolic process. The transcript has 4 exons. The record is from RefSeq and is a predicted model, not a curated record. The coding region runs from base 1 to 528 and encodes 175 amino acids. NCBI's taxonomy places the organism in Eukaryota, Metazoa, Chordata, Actinopteri, Pleuronectiformes, Pleuronectidae.